This is a messenger RNA of Hippocampus zosterae (dwarf seahorse), 2360 nucleotides long. RefSeq names its product coagulation factor VIII associated (gene f8a). Gene Ontology annotation, cellular component: early endosome. Lineage: Eukaryota; Metazoa; Chordata; Actinopteri; Syngnathiformes; Syngnathidae. The record is from RefSeq and is a predicted model, not a curated record. The coding region runs from base 99 to 1052 and encodes 317 amino acids. Gene Ontology annotation, biological process: vesicle cytoskeletal trafficking. The transcript has 12 exons. Gene Ontology annotation, molecular function: protein binding.
GCCAAGAAUCAACCAAUAGAGGACGAAAAAGUAGCCACUCACAACAUUGCUGACGGUUGCUGCACUUCCUGGUUGCUUUUGUGUUGCCUGCGGUGACCAUGGCUGCAGAAGGUGACUUCUUGGCGAGAUAUCGCGCUGUAUCGAAUAAGCUUAAAAAACGGUUCCUUCGGAAGCCAAAUGUUGCGGAGGCAAGUGAGCAGUUUGGUCAACUAGCCAAGGAGCUGAAGCAGCAGGACUGUUUGCAGUAUGCCGCAUUCUGUAACCUGGCCAUGGCCCGGUGUGAGCAGACUCUCUUUAAUGCACCAGGAGAAGCUCUGGCGCUAACUGAUGCUGCACGCCUUUUUCUUUCCUCUGAGAAAGAGAAUCGCUCACUGCAGGCACCAGGCUUUGACGAGCACCUGCAGGCUGCACUCAACUGCUACAGUUUUGCCAUCAAGGUGUAUGUUGAAAUGAACCAGCCUGUGAUGGCAGCCAGUCUGUGUUUAGAACUUGGCAAUGCACUCAAAGAGAUGAACCGACCAGGAGAAGCUAUUGUUCAUUAUCAGAGGGCCGCAGAGCUACAAACACAAAUGCCAGUGGAAUCUCUUUUGUCGAUGGGCGAAAUGGCUUCAUGUAAAAUUCUCACACGUGACUACGAUGGCGCCUUGUCAGUGUUUACGGAAAUGCAGCUUACGUGCCAGGAGAGAGGACUGCAACUACCAGGCACCAGCACCCCUGUUGGUGCUUUUCUGGACAUUGUGGCGAGAUGCGAGAUCGCCAGAGUAUUACUGCUGAUGUUGCUUGAGCCUCCGCCUCAGAAGCUGCUACCAGAACAUGCGCAAACACUGGAGAGAUACGCAUGGGAGUCCUUUGACCCACACAGCCAAGUGACCUUCCUACCAGAGAAUGUUUUCCUGCUCCUGCAGUCGGUGGUGAUGGCAUGCCAAGAGAAAGACACAGAGUCCCUGAAGUCUCUUCAGACUGAGCUAUGGCCACUGCUGACCGCUGAACAGAAUCACCUCCUUCACCUAGUGGUUCAGGAGCGCAUCACACCCUCUGGCCAAGGCAUUUAGUAGCGUCCUGUUCUCAUCCGCUUCCUCUGGGAACGAUAGCUAACAUCAUGGAAACAUUCCUGCUUGAGACUGGGUCUGUUCUAAGACUUCAAGAAAUGCUUGCGCUUAGAGAAAUAUAAAAUGUAAAACCUUGAAAAAAAACAUUUGUGGUAUGAUGUUAACAUCGUUAUUUCGUGUGUGCCCCCCCCUCUCCCCACGAAUGGAACUUCCAUCCAUUUUCUAUAGCUCCUGUUCUCAGAGAGAGACUGUUCUAGCUGACUUUGGGUGUGACCCGCCAGGGUACACAUAGUCAAACAUACUCAUGCUCACAUUCACGCCUAUGGAGUUCAGAGUCUUAAAUGAAGUUAACAUGCACGUUUUUUGCAAUGUGGAAAGAAGCCAGAGUCAACUCACAUCUCAGCCUCAGGGAGAACAUGCAAAGUUCGAGCAAAGAGUUCAACCGAAAACCUUAACGUUCGUCAUAUUGCCAAGAUAGUAGUUCUUCAUACAUAUAUUAUUUAUCUAGUCAUUUCAUAUUGUUGAGCUUGAUAUGAUCAAUGAAGCGUGAACCGGUGUUUGUUAAUGGUUGUUUAUUGAUUAUAGUGUAUGGCUUCACUCCAAUGUAAUUACAAACCUUCGAAUGUAUAUUUUAGAAAUAUGAUCUAAUGUAACACUGUCGUCCUCCAUACCUGGUUCAUAUGUACAAAUUGAUUUACUUUAUUUUUUUCUUUUAAGAUAGCAGCCAACUACAAACAAAAUGCAAAACAUAGUUUGAAAAUUAAAGGUAUAUAACAAAAUGUUACAAAAAUAUAAUGGUUACAAUGUACAUGGAUUAAACAAGAAUACACUAUACUUCAAUCAGAAAAUAAAGAUACAUGACUUAAAACUACUUCGAUUUUCAAUUAAGGUUUGUUGAAUUGUUCAAGUACUGCAACAGGGAAGCUGUAGCGUUGCGAACAUGCUGUAACUUUACACAGAAUGUUAACUUCUUUCUUGUGGUAGUUGUUGGAAGCCUCAGUUUGAUUUGGGGGGGUGUCAGCACUUCGAGUUAUCAAGACCCCACUUCCUAAAUAAUCAUAACUGGUGACUUUACUUCGAAAGAGCCAACAGUGUGAGACUUAAGGCACAGAGAUGCUACACUCCUGUUUGCACAGAAAAUGUAUGAAGCCUUGUCUGGCUGUAGUUUGGGUUAGCUUAGCAUAGAGGCUACAUCAUUCAUUGGUAACAAAAUCCACAUGUACGACGUUCUAAAACUAUUUGUGUAAACUAAAAACAAAACAAACAAAAAAAGACAAUGUCUCUCCCACUUCUCCCUAAGUUUAUGCUACA